This is a messenger RNA of Rhododendron vialii, 3707 nucleotides long. RefSeq lists its product as uncharacterized. Bases 284 to 3484 code for a protein of 1066 amino acids. The transcript is spliced from 14 exons. NCBI's taxonomy places the organism in Eukaryota, Viridiplantae, Streptophyta, Magnoliopsida, Ericales, Ericaceae. The record is from RefSeq and is a predicted model, not a curated record. Gene Ontology annotation, molecular function: protein binding.
CAACUUUGCUUUUGGCCCAUGGUUUUUCCGAAACCUUUUUGCUUUUGGCCUUUUCAUCUUUUAAUAUAGACCGUCAGAUCUUAUUACUUUAAAUCCACUUUAGAUUACAACCUUUUAAUAUGGACAGUCAGAUCUUAGUGAUCUCAUCUUUUAAUACCGUAGAACAUCUUCAGAGUUCUCAACUGUACAGCAGAAAUCUCCGACAAUUAGAGAGAGCUCCACACUGGCCAAGUGACUUUGGAAGAGGAGUAUUUGCUAUCAAUCACUUCACCGGCACCAAAAUAUGGCCGACUCUUCACAGCCAGAUAUGAGCAUCACAGAAAAGAAGCGUUUGACUUGCUUUUUUUAUUACGGUGGAGAAAGGAGGGUUCUCCCGAAUGGUACCUUCCAGUAUGUCGGGGGUGUUUCUGAAGCUAUGCUGAUUGAAGACGACAUGGCAAGAGGGGAGUUGCUUUCGAGAAUCGUUUCUCGCCUGAGUAUAUCGUUGCAUAACAAGUUAAUCUUUCACAACACGAAGAUGGACAAGACAAAGUACCUACGCGUGAGAGACACUAACGGAGUAAAAAUGAUGUUUUACUUGAAUGAAGACGAAGUUGAUGUGUUUGUUGAGGAACAGUACCCUUUCGAUACUAGUACCAGGGAAUCCAACAUUGUGGAAAGCAAUAAAACUCCGAGAGAAAUGCUUCGAAAGGCUACAAAGAAGAAGAAAAAUCAUUCCACAAAGCAGAAACAAGAAGAGGAGCCGGAGGAUGAACCCUCCGAUAAUCCAGAGGAAGACGCCCCUUCUUCAAGGCCAGAGAUGAAGCCACAAGAUAUGAGCAUCACAGGAAAGAAGCGUUUGACUUGCUUUCUCUAUUGCGGUGGAGAAAGGAGGGUACUCCCGAAUGGUACCUUUCAUUAUGUUGGGGGCAUUUCUGAAGCUAUGCUGAUUGAAGACAACGCGUCGAACAAGGUGUUGCUUUUAAAAAUCAGUUCUUGCCUAAAUGUAUCGUUGCAUAACAAGUCAAUCUUUUACAACACGAAGAGUGACAAGACAAAGUAUCUACGCGUGAAAGACAACAAUGGAGUAAAAAUGAUGUUUUACUUGAAUGAAGAUGAAGUUGAUGUGUUUGUUGACGAAGACCCUUUCGAUACUAGUACCAGGGAAUCGAACAUUGUGGAAAGCAAUAAAGCACCGAGAGAUAUGAGCAUCACAGAAAACAAACGUUUGACUUGCUUUUACUAUUACGGCGGAGAAAGGAGGGUACUCCUGAAUGAUACCUUUGAUUAUGUUGGGGGCGUUUGUGGAGCUAUGUUGAUUGAAGACAACGUGUCAAACGAGGAGUUGCUUUCAAAAAUCAGUUCUUGCCUAAAUAUAUCAUUGCAUAACAUGUUGAUCUUUCACAACAUGAAGAGGGACAAGACAAAGUACCUAUGCGUGAGAGACGAUAAUGGAGUAAAAAUGUUGUUUUAUUUGAAUGAAGAUGAAGUUGAUGUGUUUGUUGACAAAGACCCUAUCCAUGCUAGUACCAGAGAAUCGAACAUUGUGGAAAGCAAUGAAACUCCGAGAGCCGCAGGGAACAUUGAACGGAGGGAAGAGAAGAAGUACAAGUGGUGGAGAUACAUUCCACUUGUCAAGGCUACUCUUAGAGGAGACUGGAAAACAGCAGAGAAUUUCUUCCAACGGGAUAAAUCCGCAUUGACGGGACCAAUCAAGGAAACAGGGGACACAGCCCUCCACAUAGCAGUAGGGGUAGGAAAGGAAAACAUCCAUUUUGUGGAGAAGUUGGUGGAGCUAAUGCCUGUGGAGGCAUUGGCGUUGAAAAACAUGGAUGGCAACACCCCGCUUCAUUUGGCCGCCUCCAUCGGCAACACCAAGGCCGCCGCUAUGUUGGUGGGAAAACACCUGCCUUUGCUUUAUAUUGGCACGUCCGUUGUUUUUUACGGCGAUUAUAUGUUGCCCAUCCAUUGUGCGGCUCUAUAUGGUCGGAGGGACACACUUUUGUGUUUAUCGGAUGUCACUAGUGAUGAUCAAGUGGCCGUCAAUGAACAUUCUUGCGCUAUUUUUGUUCAUUGGUUAAUAUCUUCAGAGUUCUUCGAUAUAGCUUUGAAAUGGGUUGAGAAAUAUCCUCGUUUAGCUAUACGCAAAUUUGAAUUUCUUCCUUCUGCAUUGGAAGCGAUGGCUGGGAAGUGCUCUGCAUUUCCAAGUGGAAGUCAGCUCAACUUUUGGCAGCGCAAAAUAUAUCCUUAUGUUCCUGUGAAGUUGGACAAGUGCUCUGUUAAAGACCAAAAUAAAAGAGAUGACGUUGAGAUGAGCAUCCCUCAAGUGAUGUCGUCUCAUGCGCACGAGGACAAUCGGGCUCAAUCUUUUGGGAAAAACAUCUCCAUUUUUGGGCAUCCAGUGAGCCAAAAUUUGCAGGCUACUCUGUGGAAAGUCUUGGAAUUUUCAGCAGUGCCUCAAACCAAACACAUUCGAAAGGAAAAAUUGAGACAUGUUCAAGCGCUUCAACUGGUGAAAACCUUGUGUGAGAAAAUUACACACUAUGACGGUGUUGGUUAUGAUAAUGUUGCCGGUAAUGCUAUGGUUACAGCAAUACAAAAUGGUGUUCCCGAGAUCAUAGAAGAGAUUGCCGAUAGGUUUCCGAGUUUAAUUUGGAUAAAAAUUGACGAAGAUCAAAACUUAUUUCAUCAAGCAGUUAAAAAUCGUGACGAAAAAGUUUUCAACCUCGUAUAUCAAAUGAGUGACCAAAGAUACAUUGCUACCAAUAUCAUCGGAAAUUGGACGGGGAACACUAUUUUGCACUUGGCUGGACGUCUCGCUCCACAAAAGAAACUCAGUCUUGUUGCUGGUCCAGCUUUGCAGAUGCAACGCGAACUACAGUGGUUUGAGGAGGUGAAGAAGUUCGUACACCCGGGUUUAAUAGAGUUCCGAAAUGGAGAAGGAGAAACUCCUGAGAUGGUGUUUACGAAAGAACACAUGCAUUUGGUGGCUGAAGGAGGGCACUGGAUGAAAGAAACAGCAAGCUCAUGCACAGUCCCGGCAGCGCUCAUUGUCACGAUUGUCUUUGCAGCAGCAAUAACCGUUCCGGGCGGCAACAGUGGCAAUACCGGCCUCCCAGUUUUCUACCAAAAAGUGGCAUUCAUUAUCUUCGCCGUGUCAGACGCAUUCUCUCUCUUCAUGUCUGCCACAUCGCUGUUAAUGUUUUUGUCCAUCCUGAAUUUUCCCUACGAGGAGCGCGAUUUUCUCUAUGUUCUUCCCAAGAGGCUAAUAAUUGGACUGUUCACUCUAUUCCUGUCUAUAACAGCAAUGGUGGUGGCAUUUAGUUGCACACUCUAUCUCAUGUUUGGGCAAAAUAAGGCGUGGAUACUUAUUCCAGUGGCUGCAUUAGCUUGUCUACCAAUCACGUCAUUCGUCACCUUACAAUUUCCCCUCCUUGUCACUCUCAUCUCUUCCACAUAUGGCAGCGGCGUUUUUGGCAAGCAAAGUGAUAGGAUGCUUCAUUAGCAUGAUGAUCAGCACAAGGUGAAAAAAAUCCAAGCAUCUUGGCAUCAAGGGCAGAACCGUGAUUCGUAAAUAAAGGCUCAAAUGCCUUAAGACCAGAACCAGUAAGUAUUUGGUCAAAUUUGCUAUCGAGUGUAGAAAUUGAAAUUUAUUUUUAUAAGAAUUCUUAAGGUAUUGCGGUGUGUAAAUGAUGUGCACCCUUUGAGAAUAAAUUGGUUGUUUCACU